This is a messenger RNA of Alosa alosa (allis shad), 2010 nucleotides long. RefSeq names its product EF-hand domain family, member B (gene efhb). Bases 168 to 1895 code for a protein of 575 amino acids. The transcript is spliced from 13 exons. The record is from RefSeq and is a predicted model, not a curated record. Gene Ontology annotation, molecular function: calcium ion binding. NCBI's taxonomy places the organism in Eukaryota, Metazoa, Chordata, Actinopteri, Clupeiformes, Clupeidae.
CUGAAAUUGUUGCCAGGAAACAGGUUGUAAACAUCCUGAUAGCCUACUUUGUAUCUUUUUCGCACAAUGAAGGACAUACCUCUGUGAGUGACUAAUGCAUGCCUAGGCUACGCUAAGUUAAACUGGAUAGCUCCAAAUAUCUAUGAUCUUUAGACGACACGAAGAAAAUGACUUUGGUAAAGGACAGAUUACCAAGCAUUCCAACGGCAGGGAAAAGAAUACCCUUUGGUGACCGGGUGAAGACAUGUUUGGAGUUAGCGCCACGGGCUAUCACACCACCUGUGGUGAAGAAGUUUCUCAAUACCACUCGCCCUGAGGCAGGAGUCAUCCGUGUGUUCUAUGGGAAAGCCAAUGACCCUGAUAUUGCCAACAAUCAAAUGCAUGGAGUGAUAACCAGAACAUCUAUUACUAGUGGAUCACUGAUAAAUCCUGCACCAAAGACCCGGUUUCAGCAGAAGCUGCAGCAACUUGAUGAAGCCCUGUAUGCCACCCACCAGAGAGCUCCUCUUGGCAGGUCUCAUGACCAAAGGUCUGGGCUGCCUAAGUGGUUUGACCUUAACCAAACUACAUUUGGUGUGAAGAACAUUCACUGCAUCAACAACGCACAAAAAAUCAUCAACCCUCCUAAAACCUCUGAGCAAGUGGAGAGAGAUUUCCAGGAAGGCCAUCAGUAUUAUGUGCGGUCUCAUAAUGCUUACUUUGUAGGUGAGCGCGUGGACAGGGCAUACGAUUGGAGACACUGUGGGAAAGACAUCAGGUUCGGAGUGCCCACCCCCCACCAUAAUGAUGGACGCAAUGUCUCCAAGUCCCUCCACUGGCCAUGUGAUAACCAAAAACAUAACAGUGCACUGAUUGUCUCACAGCAGUGUGAUGACUUCAGAGAAAGGACUCAGCCCCAAAUAGGCAAAGUGCAUGAUCCAAUUGCAGAUAGUCUGAAGCUUCCGGCAGAUCACACAUUUGGAAUCUUGUUGAGACCUGACAAGUUUGAUGCUAGGGACCUAAUUCACGCCAUUCCACCAUCCAACUACCUCCGAGGGAAGGACCGACAGCAGACUCUAGUCAGCGUUGCUCGCCAGCACCUGAAGAAGGCCAAUUAUCGCAACUUCAACUCUCUGCUGCAGGCCUUCAGACACUAUGACAAGAAGGGGCAGGGAAAGAUCGACAAAGAGGAUCUCCAGGCAGUGUGCCGUCAGUUUAAUCUGGACCUUAGUGGGCCGGUGUUGGAUAGCCUCAUGGAGUGCUGUGACAAGGACAAAGACGGGUACAUCAGCUUCCUAGAGUUCGCCAACUUCCUCAACUGGAAAGACAAAAUGCCCAUCAACAGAUUGGAGCAGAAGAUUCUCACUAGAGAGCGCAAGGUCAGCACGGCGCCAGCCAGCAUGCAGAGAGAGGGAGGCCUGGUGUCGGACGCAGCGUCCCUGCUCAGACCCGACGACCUGGAGCCGGUGGAGCUGGGAAGCUGGCUGAAGACCCCCAAGACUCUGCCUCACGCCAGAAGCACUCCAAAGGAGUUUGCCACCUCAUCAUCGCAGAUUGGAGCUGUUGUGGGUAGAGCCUCCACUGCCAAUGUGCCGACCCACGGAGUCCCAACCGUACGCCUGGAUUUGCCCGCACCACGCGUCCGGCGCGUCAGUGACCGCACCAACUAUGGAGAUCAGGCCUCAGCCUACGACCUGCUCUACCCACCUCUCCACUCCCUGUGGGGCGUGCAUGAGGAGGCCUUCUUCUCUGCACGGCCCAAAGAUGAGAUUUCGGCAAUAUUCCAGAAUGCUGGAGUUAACGUAUCUGAGGAGGCAUUUGAGGAGGCAUGGAGGAUGGCGUCCACGAGGCAUCCUGAUGGGGAAGUGUGUGUCGAGGGUUUCCGGAAUGCACUGAGAGAAAUUCAGGCUCAUUGAAAACUUCCACUUGUCCAUCGUGGUCCAGUUUUCUGCAGUUAUGUGCACUUGAUAGAAUAUGUAUUUUGAACUUCUUGAUCUUGAUAACAAAAAUAAAUAGACCAGAGGUUAUGAA